AUGGCGGUACGGAUGUCGAUGGUGGGUGUGCUGGUUACUCUGCUUUGUCAGGUGUGGAGCUCUGCAGAACCUCAUCACAAAGAAGAGGAUGUCCUUUACCCAUGGAGGAAUCAAGGCAAGGGAGUGGUCAGGGUGAAGAGAGACUGGAUCAUCCCUCCAAUCAGAGUGCUGGAGAAUAGCAAGCAGGUUCCUGAAGACCUUGUCCAGAUCAAAUCGGACAAAAUCUUUACAGGUGAGGUGAUCUACAAGUUGGAGGGGCCGGGGGUGGACCAGGAUCCCAAGAAUCUGUUUGAGAUCGAUGAUAUAACGGGAGUAAUCAGGAGCAAGCGGCCGCUGGACAGAGAGAGAUACAACAGCUUCACGCUGAAAGCCUUUGCACUGUCCCCCAGUGGAGAGAGACUAGAGAACCCUACCAUCAUAGAGAUCGUGGUGCUGGAUCAGAACGACAACAGACCCGCCUUCACCCAGAAACAGUUUAGUGGCUCUGUCUCUGAGUUCUCAGUCCCAGGCACUUCGGUGAUGUCAGUGUCAGCCAACGAUGCAGAUGACCCAAUGACAGAAAACGCUUAUCUGAGCUACUCCAUCAUUGGCCAGGAGAGCAUUCCUGCCAACGCUGUUACCAAGACGAUGUUUGGUAUCAACAACGAGACGGGAGCCAUCUACACAAGAGAUGUGGGCCUGGACCGAGAGGUGGUGAAAAGUUUCAGAUUAAAACUGCAGAUUGCUGAUAUGGGGGGCAUGGGACUAACAAGUGAAGGUGUGGCAAUCAUACACAUUUCUGAUAUCAACAACCACGCCCCGCAGUUCAGCCCUGCCGUGUACAGCAUGGCAGCAGUGGAGAACAGGAAGGACUAUGUGAUUGGCCGGGUGAAUGUGACAGACAGAGAUGAUCGUGGAGCAGGCAACUGGGAGGCCAAGUACUUCAUUUCCAACGACCCUGAAGGCAACUUUGCCAUUAGUACGGAUCCUGGCAGCAACGAGGGCGUUCUGACAGUGGUGAAGCCUCUGGAUUAUGAAGCACAGAAUGAGCACGUCCUGGUACUGAUGGUGGAAAAUGUCAAUCGCCUGAGCAACAAGGCUCCCAACCUCCCAGUAAGCAGCGCUACAGUGGUGGUGAUGGUCAUGAACGAGAACGAAGCUCCCCUUUUCAGGGAGGACCCCAUAAAGAUUGUGGUCCCUGAGUCUGUGGUUCCUGGGACGUUACUGAAAAGCAAUAUCGCCUUUGACCCUGAUCAUUCUGACCUGAGGUAUGAGAUUAGCAGAGAUCCCGAGAGGUGGCUGCAGAUCAACAGAGACACAGGAGACAUUACAGCCAAGAGAACCUUCAACAUGCGAUCUCCAAAUGUUAGAAACAAUAUCUACAAUGCGGUUGUCAAGGUCACAGAUGCUGGCGGUGUGUCGACCACCGCCACCGUGGCCAUCACCCUGAAGGAGACCAACGACUUCUCCCCCCAGCUCUUCCCUCUGAGCGGCACUGUGUGCAGGGGUGCGAGCCGCAGGGCUUCUGGUCUGGUUGUGACGGCUGUGGAUGAAGACCUCCCUCCGCACGCUGCACCCUUCACCUUCGAGAUACCUGGGGAUCUGUCAAUCAACUGGACCGUUAAUCAAGUCAACAAUACUCACGCGGUGCUCCAGCCCCUCGUAGAGCUGCAGGCAGGAGAGUAUGCGGUUACAGUGUUUGUGUCCGACUCCGGCAGCCCACUCAUGAGCGCUUAUGCUCAGGUCAACAUCACGGUGUGUGUCUGUGACUCCUUUGGAGAUUGUAAGUCCGAGGCGGGGGCCGUCCUCGGCUCCAGUGUGGGAAUCAGCUUCAUCGCUCUCAUCAUCAUCAUGGCCAGCAUUGCACUCCUACUGUUGCUGCUCCUCCUGGCUGUGGCGGUUACCACCUGUGGGAGACGCCACCAUAUCAAGAAAGGAUCAGGUCUGCUCGUCGGGGAAUCAGAAGAUGACAUCCGUGACAAUGUCUUCAACUAUGAUGAGCAAGGCGGGGGUGAGGAGGACGAGAAUGCCUUUAGCAUUGACCUGCUGUGGAAUCCCCUUGAUGCACCUUCGACCCCGGGGUCCUACUACCCUCGAGGCAAGCAGCCCCUCAGGAGGGAUGCCCCGCAUAACCUGCCCUCACCCAUCUACCCACGGAGGCCUCCAGCGGAUCCCACUGACAUCGAAGACUACAUCAAUGAUGGCCUGGAGGCUGCAGACAACGACCCCAAUGUGCCCCCAUACGACACGGCCCUGAUCUAUGACUAUGAGGGAGAGGGCUCCCUGACAGGCAGCCUCAGCUCCGUGGCUUCAGGCAGCUCCGACGGAGACCAGGACUACGACUACCUCAACGACUGGGGACCACGCUUUCAGAAACUGGCUCACAUGUUUGACCCACGUUAA
Cyclopterus lumpus (lumpfish) is the source of this 2382-nucleotide messenger RNA. It is a transcript of the gene cdh15, whose product is annotated as cadherin 15, type 1, M-cadherin (myotubule). The record is from RefSeq and is a predicted model, not a curated record. Lineage: Eukaryota; Metazoa; Chordata; Actinopteri; Perciformes; Cyclopteridae. Gene Ontology annotation, biological process: cell-cell junction assembly; adherens junction organization; homophilic cell-cell adhesion. Gene Ontology annotation, cellular component: catenin complex; adherens junction; plasma membrane. Gene Ontology annotation, molecular function: calcium ion binding; cadherin binding. The transcript has 14 exons. The coding region runs from base 1 to 2382 and encodes 793 amino acids.